AUGAGAUUGUCACAUGGUCUUGCGCUUUGCGUUUUUCUGUCGCUGUCCUGCACAGUUACACCCGUCAACAUCCCAUUAGCAGACAUUCACGUAGCACAUAUCGAUGCCCGAGAAGUUAUCAACCCGGGGCCCGUUGACAGCCCAAAGUUCUUCGACCUAGAGAAACGUAGAGGAGGAGGUGGCAGUGGCGGGGGCGGGGGUGGUGGUGGAAGGGGUGGAGGAGGAGGAGGAGGCAGAGUAUCUGGAGGCGGGAGUGGAGGACGAAGCGGUGGAGGUGGACCAAAGGGGGGAGGAAGUGGAAGUUCACCUAGGGGAGGAAGUGCAGGGUCGACUGGAGCUAGACCCUCAAGCAAUAUCGGCGGCUCAACACGUUCUGGCUCCGGAACGCCUCGCAGUUUCGGAGGAGGCGGCUUCUAUCCUGGCGGCGCCGCAGUUCCCUAUACAGCCGGUGGAAGAUCAAGAAUGGGAUUGCUCCCCUUUGCUUUCCUCCCAAUAGCUGCCCUUGCUUUCUUCCCCGGUGUCUGGCUUUUUGGGGCCCACGCCUAUCACAUCGGGCAUUAUAACCAUCGUAAUACCUCAGAUCCCAAUGCGAACGUUACCCAAAUCCCCAUUGAAUGUCUGUGCCAGCGGUUCGGUGUCUGCGGCUGUGACAAAAACGACAACACAACAUAUAUUGAUCAGCUGCUGAGUGAAAAGGAUAGAGAUGGCCUGCCCAAGAACACUUCGACUAUUGUCGUGGCUACGGUCAAUGGCACUAGAACUAUCUAUGUGAAUGGCACGCUGGCUAAUGGGACGACAAGCUCCGACCCAUCCAUCAAGGAAAGUUCUAGCAGCUUUACUUCCCCGCCCGUGCUGUCGAUGCUGAGCGGCUAUUGGGUCAUGGCUUCAUUGUUUGUUGCGACCGUUACGCUGAUAUAA
Paracoccidioides brasiliensis Pb18 is the source of this 918-nucleotide messenger RNA. RefSeq lists its product as uncharacterized. The record is from RefSeq and is a predicted model, not a curated record. The transcript has 2 exons. The coding region runs from base 1 to 918 and encodes 305 amino acids.